UGGUCAAUGAGUAAAGAGGAGACUACAGGAGAUGGCUAGAGACUGCAGACAUACUACAGGAGAUGGUCACAGACUGCAGACAUGAUACAGGAGAUGGUCAGAGACUGCAGGCAUACUACAGGAGAUGGUCAGAGACUGCAGGCAUACUACAGGAGAUGGUCAUAGACUGCAGCCAUGCUACAGGAGAGGGUCAGAGAUUGCAGACAUGCUACAGGAGAGGGUCAGAGACUGCAGACAUGCUACAGGAGAGGGUCAGAGACUGCAGACAUGCUACAGGAGAGGGUCAAAGACUGCAGACAUGCUAC
This is a messenger RNA of Staurois parvus, 305 nucleotides long. The record is from the annotation of a GenBank genome assembly. NCBI's taxonomy places the organism in Eukaryota, Metazoa, Chordata, Amphibia, Anura, Ranidae.